Zootermopsis nevadensis is the source of this 1843-nucleotide messenger RNA. It is a transcript of the gene pasi1, whose product is annotated as septate junction component pasiflora 1. Gene Ontology annotation, cellular component: plasma membrane. The record is from RefSeq and is a predicted model, not a curated record. NCBI's taxonomy places the organism in Eukaryota, Metazoa, Arthropoda, Insecta, Blattodea, Termopsidae. Gene Ontology annotation, biological process: septate junction assembly; regulation of tube length, open tracheal system; establishment of glial blood-brain barrier.
AUGGGUAGACGACCGGGAUUCGAUUUGUGGAAAAAAGCAGAGAUUUUUCUUUUCUCCACCACGCCCAUAUCAAUUUCGGGUCUGCAUGGAGCUGAGGUACAGGGAAUAUCAAAUUUAAACGUGGUUUCCUCCCCGUAAUCAAUCUUGGAGAAGUUAGCCAAUAUUUGCAUGCUCCCUCAGUUGACGACAAGAUGGCGGUGAUGAAGACUUGCUGGUCUCCAUGUAUUUGGAACAGUAAUGUAAAAACUGGUAGCAGAGCAGUUGCAUUUUACACUGCGUCAUUCAGCAUAGUCCUGAUUACGUUCAUUUCGUACAUGAUGGCAGGAGGUGAAUCCACUCAGUUGUACAGUCCACUGUUUGAGACGGAUGUCCGUGGAUCGAUGCAGACCUGGGGUGGCAUAUUCAUCUUCUACCUCCUUUUGUUCAUUGCACUUUCAAUACUUUUGGUGUCUGGCAUAUCAAAAGGUAAUCGAGGUAUGAUGAUUCCAUGGCUCGUGUGUAUGGGCAUAUGCAUCUUGUUCCAGCUUAUAUUUGGACUGUGGCUGCUUGGCGGAUACUAUAUAUAUCUUCAGUCAGUGCUAGCUGCGUUGGUAGACUGGAUAUGGAUGGCGUACAAUAUCUAUUGCUGGUUGUGUGUGUACUCCCAGUAUCAGUUACUUGAAGAAAUGCAGUAUCCAAAUAUUGAACUUUUGUACCCAUAAGAUGGAUUCAGUGGAUCUAAUCAUCACAGAUGUCCAGGCACCGGUGCUCCAGGCUACAGAUAGCUGCCGUGUGUGAUGACUCGUGACCGAACAAAUCGAAAAUAUCCAUUCUUGAAUGUAGUAAUUGUGAUGCAGCAUCAGUAUGUUGAAGCGGUGAAUCUCUGUUUCUCCAUUUCAUCCAUCUGCACCAAAUCAAACUGCACUUUAUUAUAGUGCUUUUGGUUAAAGAUUCUAAUAAUAUAACGUUACUUUUAACAUUUUCACUGCCACCCUUUAAAAUGCCACUUUAGCACGUUGAGAUUUGUUUAUUUUUCAUGUUCUCGGAAAUGUUUUAAAACCCAUUUUCUAUGACAAACUAUAAGAACAAAUUUGGAACCCAAUGUCACGUGGGGGGAGCCUCGGUAGUUCGGUCAGUAUAAUGACCAGGCUUUGGGCUGGACAACUGGUAUUUGAUUCAUAACAGACAUUUUAUCUUUCAUCACAAUGUCGAGACCAACCGUAGGACCCACCCAGCCUCCUCCAAUCCGCUGGGUUCUAGCGGCUUUAUGGCCCAGGGUAGCUCAAUCAGUAUAAUGUCUGACUCUGGUUAGGACGAGAGGCUUUGAUCCCUGGCAGGGGCAUAGGAUUUUUAUUCUGGCCUCACAUCCAUGCUGCCUUUAGCGGCCACCCAACCUCCUAUAUCCAAUGGAUAAGGGGGUCCAUUCUCCGGCGAUGAAGUGCGAUGGGGGUGUCGUCACUCGUGCCCAUCUAGUGCUCGUCUUUCUCCAAACACCUCCAUGGCAUGUGGUAGGACAGUUUUACAUUACUCUGUUGGGGGUUCUUACCCUGGCACAUGAAGCUGACAGACUAUUCACAUCCAUCUAGUGCUGGAGUUAAGAAUAUGUGGAGCAAGACCUCUUCAGUCUCAUGUCAUCAUGACAUGAUGCUUAAGUAAGCACGCAGACAAUUUUACCUUCAUUUUGCAUAGAAAAUGUUUUGGUGUGAGCGUUUAAAACAGGAAAAGUUACGUAAGAAGUUGUGGAAUGUUGACUCUGUGUGACAAACUGUGGGCGGUGCAGCUGUGUCUAGGUAAAGGCAAAUAUGUGCAAUUGAUUUAGACCAGUGGUAUUCAACCUUUUUUGUUCGCGUACCCCCAGAUAUAA